Molecule: messenger RNA, 3100 nt
Organism: Melopsittacus undulatus (budgerigar)
Lineage: Eukaryota; Metazoa; Chordata; Aves; Psittaciformes; Psittaculidae
Gene: CDIN1
Product: CDAN1 interacting nuclease 1
Exons: 13
Coding region: 195-1109 (304 amino acids)
Biological process (GO): erythrocyte differentiation
Cellular component (GO): cytoplasm; nucleus
Source: RefSeq, a predicted model, not a curated record
GGAGCUCCGGAAAACGGCGGCUGGUGCUGCCUCCGGGUGCUCCGGGACCGGGCUUGUAGCAAAGGGCUCCCUGGGGUUACCGUGACCCUUCACCCUUUUGUCACUGGCCUUCUGCUUCGCGGUGUCGGGGGCUGUAGCGGCGCAGUUCGUUCCCUUCGUUCUUUCCGGGGCCCUGAGGCUGGGCGGUGCGAAGCAUGAAGCUGACCAAAGCCCAGUACGAUGAAAUAGCGCAGUUCCUGGGGCACGUGCAGCCCACCCGGCAGAGCCUGAGGAAGCUGAAGGAGAAGUUCCCUAGCUGGUUCCUGACAAAAGAGGUUGUUCAACACAAGCAUGCCUAUAUCCAUAACCUUUCAGUAAGUCAAUCGCAGUCCACUCUGCUGAGCAUCUUCUCCCAGGAGUACCAGAAACAAAUCAAAAGAACACAUGCCAAGCAUCACACUGCUGAAGCUGUUGAAACUUACUACCAAAGGUACCUGAAUGGGGUGAUGAAAAAUGCAGCUGCCCCUGUAUUACUGGAGCUGGCCAAUGAGGUGGACUUUGCCCCAUCAUUGAUGGCUCGUAUUGUGUUAGAAAGAUAUCUACAAGAAAAAGAACAAGCCAUCCCCUCCAAAACACUUAUUAAUAGUAUGCUACGGGACCCUUCUCAGAUUCCAGAUGGAGUUCUAGCAAAUCAAGUCUAUCAGUGUACUGUGAAUGACUGUUGUUAUGGACCACUGGUGGACUGCAUCAAACACGCUAUUGGGCACGAGCAUGAAGUCUUGCUGCGAGGAAUGCUUUUGGAAAAAAAUCUCUCUUUCAUAGCUGAAGAUCAGCUUCGUGCAAAGGGUUAUGACAAAACACCAGACUUCAUUUUAGAAGUGCCAGUAGCUGUUGAAGGACACAUAAUUCACUGGAUUGAAAGCAAAGCCUCUUUUGGUGAUGAAAGCAGCCACCAAGCCUACUUGCAGGACCAGUUUUGGAGCUACUGGAACAGAUUUGGCCCUGGAUUAGUCAUCUACUGGUAUGGAUUUAUUGAAGAGCUGGACUGCCAUCGUGAGCGUGGUAUCCUGCUAAAAGACUGCUUUCCUACCGACAUUGUGACUCUGCGACACAGCAUGGCUCAACGCUGAUGCUGGGAGGAAGAGCCCAUCCCCCAGGGAAUCUGUACCUAGGAAUUUUUCUCUUAACUGACUUUAAGGAAGGAAUCUGUCUUGACCCCUGUAGGUACUGUAACAUGCAAUUUUCUGGCGUACUGAAGACCGCAAGAACAAUGUGCAUGAGCUCUCUGUGUGGGAUACUUCUGAAGAAGAUAACCAUCCUGGCGUUCAACAAGAGGAGUAAAAAAAAAAAAAAGAUGAUGAAACAGUGCUUUUUACUGGAUCAGUGCCGCAAGACAAACAGACACACAAAGUUUGCCUAUAGAAACUGUGCUGAGUAGAGCAUUAGAUUUCCUCCGUACUUAUGUAUACUUGUAAAAGCAUUGUUUUUCUCUUUGUUAAAACCACCAAGAGCAGAAGAGCAUUUUGGUGGAUGCUAGCCCUCCUUAGAUUUGAGUGAGUUCAAUCUCGCCCUAUUUUCAUCCUCAUCAUCACUUAGAGGGGCAGCUUUGCGCCUCAGGUUUGUGCUCUCAGAGAUUUCUUAAUAGCAGCUUACAGGGCUUGACACUCUUUAAUACUCUUUUUUUCACUUACCGGCAUUUGGGAAGGGACAAUAUUUUUAAAAGGCAGCGGGAGUUUUUCAUGCCUGCUCACCAUGUUCUGAUUUUCAGAGAAGCAGAGGUACAGAUUUUGUUGUAGAAUUAAAGGUGCGAUAACAGUCUUCCUAAAGCACAAGUUGAUAACCUCUUCCAUAAGGAAAGGGUCUUUAAAACAUUACAGUACAUAUUCAUCAUCUUUUUGCAGCUGUGCGCCUGUAUGAUUUCAAAAAUCACAUGCAGGCUUUUUAUAGUCUUGCCUUGACUUAAAAGGGUAUUAAUCUUAUUCCAUUUUCUUUCAGCUAUAGUUUUCAGAUGGAUAUGCAGUAUUUUUAUUUUGAACUUUUAGUUCUCAUUUUAACAGUUUGCUAUGUUUCAGAAAGGAGCUUAUCAUUUUGACUAAUCUUUAAUUUUCAGGAAAAAAUAUCUUUCUUUAGUCUUCCUAGUACUCUGUUCCUUGCUGCAGAGAUAAGCCAGUAUAGCUCCACUACAGUGAAUUAUUGUUGCAUAGAGAUUGUUAUCCUAGGUUUUAACAUGCUAUAGUGGAAAGAUUUAUUUAAAAAAUAAACCUGUUACAGCUGUAAUUCAUUCCUGUUCAGCUAUUUAAGGUAUUGUGCUUAGCUUAUUUUACCUAACCAGCCUUAAGGAUCUGCCGGUAAAGAUACACAGAAGCAAUACCUGCCUGAUGCUACACAGGAGCUGCAUGUAGGAUAUUGCUGCCCCUGGGACUGGGGUUUAGGCUAGUGGAAUGUGUGAAAUCCAGAAGAGAAUAAAAAACAAGAAAUAACUGAACAUUAUUGUAGUAGAAAAUUCAUAAGUAAUGGUUGCUUGAGUGAAAUGGGUUUGAAGGGCAAACUGAAUUUGUUUUAGCUAGAGCAUAUGCUUUCUGUUGUAUGCAAUCAUUUGAAUCAGUGUUUACAAGAUGCACUAAUGUUUUUUCUUUUUGAAUAAAUUAAAUUUAUCGGCACAGAUGUUGAAAAUCCUGCUCAACCUCCAUCAAAGCUUUGCUUUGUUUUUACAUUAAACAAAUUUAUGUGGGGACACACAUAUAAAUCAGGUUGGGCUUGUAUUUGUUUGUAUAUUCCUCUACCUAAUGCCAUGACAUAACAGGUUGGAAAGCAAUACAGCUGUCUUUAAUAUACGCUUUGACCUCGUAUUUAUAUAUUGCCCCCUUUAAGCAUCUUUGUAUUAGAAUGAGGAUGAAAUAAGCCACAAAAGUGUACAUACUCUACUAAUUUCAUUAUAUGCUAUUGAGCAAGUUUUGCCACCACAAAAUUAUGCUGUGUCACUAUUUUAAAUGCUGAAAGAACAUAGUCUUUAUUAUUUGUUAUUUCUACUUGUGUCUUGCAAAACAAACCCUCAUUUGUGUAUUUUUUCUGUUUAUCAUAUGUAAACAGCAACUUAAGUAUUAAAGAGAAAAGACUGCUG